Molecule: messenger RNA, 2463 nt
Organism: Hibiscus syriacus
Lineage: Eukaryota; Viridiplantae; Streptophyta; Magnoliopsida; Malvales; Malvaceae
Product: pentatricopeptide repeat-containing protein At5g39710-like
Molecular function (GO): protein binding
Source: RefSeq, a predicted model, not a curated record
CUUCCUUGAAUGAUUUAGAAAAACCUCUGAUAAACCCUAGCUUUUGCAAUUUUCCGGAUAUGUUCCUCCGGAACCUCCAUAUUCACCGUUCUCUCUCUUCUCUUCCGUCUUCCACCGACGCCUCCCUCGCUGACAGAGCUUUAACUUUCCUCAAACAUCAGCCUUACCUGUUGAAUUCCAUCUCUUCCGAUUUCACCCCCCAAGCAGCUUCGUUUUUACUCCUCAGGUUUCAAAACGACCAAGCCCUAACCCUAAAAUUCAUAAAAUGGGCUCAACCCCACCCGUUCUUCACCCCUCGCUGCAGAUGUCUCGCCCUCCACAUCCUCACCAAAUUCAAGCUCUACAAAUCUGCGCAGUCUCUCGCCGAAGACCUCGCCGUCCGUGCACCCGAUCCGAAGGGAAAUUUCGUCUUUCAAUGCCUCAAGGAAACCUACCAUGUUUGUGCUUCAAGCUCCUCUGUUUUCGACUUGGUGAUAAAAUCUUAUGCCCAUUUGAAAUUCAUCGAUAAGGCUCUUAACAUUGUUAAUUUAGCUAAACUCAAUGGUUUCAUGCCUGGGGUUUUAUCUUACAAUGCUAUUUUGGAUGCCGUGAUUAGAUGUAAAAAGCCCGUUAGGUUUGCUGAAGAAGUUUUUGAGGAGAUGAUCAGAAAUGGGAUCUCACCAAAUGUGUUUACUUAUAACAUUUUGAUUCGGGGUUUUUGCACGGCCGGGAAUUUGAGUAUGGGUUUGGGAUUUUUCAAUGAGAUGAAAAGAGAGGGUUGUUUGCCUAAUGUGGUUACUUAUAAUACAUUGAUUGAUGCACACUGUAAGUCGAAUAAGAUUGAUUAUGCAUUUAAGAUGUUUAGGGAAAUGGCAUUGAAAGGUUUGAAGCCGAAUUUGAUUACUUAUAAUGUAAUCAUCAAUGGAUUGUGUAGAGAAGGUAGGAUGGAGGAGACUAACGAGGUACUUCAGGAGAUGAGUUGGAGGGGUUUCGUUCCGGAUGAGGUUACCUAUAAUACGCUUGUAAAUGGACAUUGUAAGGAUGGUAAUUUUCAUCAAGCGCUUGUUUUGCAUGCAGAGAUGGUGGGGAAUGGCUUGACCCCAAAUGUCAUUACAUAUACUUCGUUGAUUAAUAGUAUGUGCAAGGCUGGGAAUAUGAAUAGAGCUAUGGAGUUUUUCGAUCAGAUGCAUGUUAGAGGACUUCGACCAAACGAAAGAACUUAUACUACUUUGAUAAAUGGGUUUUGCCAGCGAGGACUUUUAAACAAAGCUUUUUGGGUACUAAAUGAGAUGGUCAAGAACGGAUUUUCUCCUUCGCUAGUCACUUAUAAUGCUCUUAUUAAUGGGCAUUGUAUGCUAGGAAGGGUAAAAGAGGCUUUAAAAAUGAUAGUAGUUAUGGUAGGUGAAGGGUUAGCUCCAGAUAUUGUAAGUUAUAGUACAAUUAUUUCUGGAUUUUGUAGAUGCAGUGAUUUGGAGAAGGCAUUCCAAAUGAAGCGGGAGAUGAUUGAGAAAGGAAUUAAACCAGAUGCAGUUACAUAUUCAUCACUGAUUCAGGGUCUUUGUGAGCAGAGUAGACUUGCUGAAGCAUGUGAUCUUUUCCAGGAGAUGCUGAGUGCAGGUGUGAGUCCUGAUGAAUUUACGUAUACUGUGUUAAUAUAUGCUUAUUGCAGAGAGGGGGAUAUAAAGAAGGCUUUUAAUUUGCAUGAUGAAAUGGUUCAGAAGGGCUUCCUUCCUGAUGUUGUUACCUAUAGUGUGCUUAUCAAUGGUCUCAAUAAACAAGCUAGGACAAGGGAAGCAAAAAGGCUUUUGCUCAAAUUGUUUUAUGAUGAGUCCGUCCCAAGUGAUGUCACGUAUAAUACGCUGAUAGAGAACUGUGGCAAUAUUGAAUAUAGAAGUGCAGUAGCUCUUAUAAAGGGAUUUUGUAUGAAGGGUUUGAUGAAUGAAGCUGAUCGAGUUUUUGACUCGAUGCUUCAGAGAAACCAUAACCCUGAUGAAGCUGCAUAUAAUGUUAUCAUACACGGUCAUUGUAGAGGUGGAAAUAUUCAGAAAGCAUAUGAUCUGUACAAGGAAAUGAUGAAAUCGGGUUUUCUUCCUCAUACUCUGACUGUUAUUGCACUGAUUAAAGCACUAUUCACGGUUGGCAAGUCUGAUGAGUUAAGUCAUGUCAUAGCAAGCAUACUUCAAAGCUGUAAGGUUACUGAUGCUGAGCUUGCUAAAGUACUUGUUGAAAUAAAUCAUAAAGAAGGGAACAUGGAUGUAGUUUUCAAUGUGCUAACGGAAAUGGCCAAGGACGGCCUCCUUCCAAAAAGUGGCUGAACUGCAUAUAUGCUGGGGAAGGACAGGCACAUUGAACCGCGAAACCUGUGAGCCCUGCUGAAGAGAUCAAGGACAUGCAUGUUUUUUGCCAUUUACAUAGAGGAUAUAAAGGAAGCAGACUGAUUGCAUAGCUUUCCUGGUUUUUGCAAUACAUUAAAAAAAUGAACCA